This is a messenger RNA of Poeciliopsis prolifica (blackstripe livebearer), 2177 nucleotides long. RefSeq lists its product as uncharacterized. The coding region runs from base 548 to 1600 and encodes 350 amino acids. NCBI's taxonomy places the organism in Eukaryota, Metazoa, Chordata, Actinopteri, Cyprinodontiformes, Poeciliidae. The transcript is spliced from 5 exons. Gene Ontology annotation, cellular component: nucleus. The record is from RefSeq and is a predicted model, not a curated record.
UUCUAUAACCUGACUGUGGCAUGUUGAAGCACCUUUUUAGCCUGCUCGCCUUUGAGUUACCCUCCCGCCACCAUUCUGGUGACUCCGAAGACUACAAAUCGCUCCUUUCACUAGUCAAGAGCGUAGUUUACAAAAGGCUCACAAAGGAGAACUUUCCCCUUUAAUGCUGCGUUCCGGUUCCCUCGGAAGUCGGAACUCUCGCAGCUGGGGUUUGACGUCACACCCGAAGUAACAACGUCCCGGUUAAAGAGUCGGGAUUCCGACAUGGCGACGCCCGUGCGUCGUUCGCAAUAACUCUUACGAGCAUUAUUCAAUAAACAAGUAGUUGUUCAUUGUAGGACCUACACGUAUGCGUACUCUUACAAGAGAGAAACGCUCGUUUCAAGACGCGACCCACCGUAGUAAACGCAUCACCUGUCACUUCUGUGGAUCCGAGGAGCGGCCAUAUUGAAACGCGAAGCUGGACUGACAAGUGCAGACUGUAGCCGCUGGGGAAGCCUUACAUAGGCCAAGCAGCAGCUGGAGUUAUUAGGACGGGGUGGACAGGAUGUCUUCUCCGGUGUACUACAACCACGACAGCGCUGUCCGCUUCAAGAAGAGAAAAGCUCGUUUUUCUUUCAGCGAAGUCCACGUCCUGCUGGACGAAGUGAGGAAGAACCGCUCGGUUGUCGUGGGCAAAUUCAACCGAGGAAUACCGACCGACUCAAAGAAGCGCACCUGGGCGGAGAUUACGGCACGCGUCAACGACAUUGGGGAGUGCCAACGGGAGGUCAUAGAGGUCAUCAAGAAAUGGUCCGACCUGAAGUGCGACACCAAACGCAAAGUGGCGGCCAUGCGGUCGGGGACCGUGCCCAACAGGGGACUCAACUCGCGUCUCUCCCGAGACCUCACUCAGACGGAGAAGAUAGUCCUUCAGAUACUGGAGAUGGACGAAGACGCCCAGAGCACCGGAGAGUGCGGCCCGCUGGGGGACGACGACGACGUUCCCGAGGAAGAGGAGGAGAUGGAAGAGGAGGACAUGAUGGGAAUGCAGAGUUCUCCUAACGGCGGGGGGGACGCGUCGUCCAUGCCGCCGCCAACUUCCUACGGGGACUCAUCACAGCCAGCUUAUGAUAUGCAGUAUGAGAUUCCCCCAACAGACGAUACCGAAACCCCAUUCGGAGAUUCGGAUGACGACCAGAAAGAAGACGUGCUUCCCUCCAAUCAGCCAGGAAAAUCCGCCGAAGUGCACCAAGUGAACAACGGCGUCCACAAACACGUCCAGCCGCCGAUGUCUGCCAGCGCUCCAGCUCUGGCCCCGGCUCCGGCUUCGUCGCCAGCGGCCGCGCUCCCCGCAGCAGCGCACAACUCCAGGGACAGCCUGCUGCAGACCGCCGCCCUGAGCCUGCAGGAGCAGCACGCCACCAACAUGCUGCUGGAGACGGUGUCGCGCUCCCUGGAGCUGCUGGCCGAGUCGGUGCAGCAGCUGGCGGAGACGCAGCAGGAGUUUGUGCGCGAGUCGCUGCAGCUGCAGCGGGAGACGGUGCAGGUGCUCAGAGACUUCACGGGCGGAGCCAUCGCCCUCAUGCAUGACAAACUGAAUGGACGGCCGGCUUUAUAACACAACCCGGAGAGGUCGGCGAGCCGCCGACACUGACUUUGUGCUUGGCCCUCAGGUGCAGGAACAUGAAGUUCUGUUGGUUGGCAGGUCUGCUUACUGUACUUUAUUUUGAAACUUUAUUGGUGCGAACAGAAAUAGGACCAUAGAGUUUUUUGGGUUGUUUUGUUUUUCUUUUUAAUUUGCUACUGAAGGUGGGAUUCCUCUUGCCUCGUUUUUCUAAAUUAAGCCUCUCUUUUGAAACUUUUACUUUAACAUGAUAAUGGUUAAAAAAAAUAAAUAAAGACACUUUUAAAAGGUGGACUUUUAAGAAAAAUCUUCUCGUCUUUUUGUGUGCUGUUUUUGCUGUAACCUUCCUUUGCCUCAGUGUCUGGAGAUUACCACAUGUACUGUAAUGGUUGAGUGGCCGUCUGCACCUGACCAUCAUAUGGUCCUUAUGUCUUGGAGCUGAAUAAGCUGGAAUUAUAUGUUAAGAGUUUGUGGUUGUCUGUUUUUUUUUUAUAUUACACAAACACUUGAAUUGAAAAGUUCCGAUGAGUUCUUUUAAAUAUGAAAUAAACCCAACAUGUAGAAAACUGAA